AUGGAAGAAGGUGCUGCAGCCCAAACUGAACAAACACAACCAACAGCUGCUGCUGGAGGAGAAGCCAAAAGAGGUGAAAGAGGCGAAAGAGGCGGAAGAGGCGGCUUCGGAAGAGGCGGAGCCAGAGGUGCCAGAGGAGGUGCCAGAGGUGGUGCUCCCAGAGGUGGUAGACCCGACGACAAGGAUUGGGUUCCCCUAACCAAGCUUGGAAGACUCGUUAAGUACAACAUGAUCAAGUCACUCGAAGAAAUCUACACCCACUCUAUUCCCAUCAAGGAAUCACAAAUCGUUGAUGAGCUCCUCUCUAGAGCCAAGAAGGAAUUAUCUGACGAGGUUAUGAAGAUCAUCACCGUCCAAAAGCAAACCAAGGCCGGUCAAAGAACCAGAUUCAAGGCCGUCGUUGCCGUCGGUGAUCUCGAUGGUCACGUCGGUCUCGGAGUAAAGGUCGCCAAGGAAGUCCAAAUUGCCAUUAAGGGUGCCUUGGUUGCUGCUAAGCUCUCACUCAUCCCAGUCAGAAGAGGUUAUUGGGGAAACAAGAUCGGUAAUGUCCAUACAGUCCCAGUUAAGGUUACCGGAAAGUGCGGUUCAGUCAGAGUUAGACUCAUCCCAGCUCCAAGAGGUACUGGUAUCGUCGGUGCCCCAACCUCAAAGAAACUCCUUCAAUUCUCUGGAGUCGAAGAUUGCUUCACCAGCACCACUGGUUCAACCAAGACUCUUGAGAACUUCAUUAAGGCUACUUUCGAUGCUCUUCAAAACUCUUAUGGUUUCCUUACCCCAGAUCUCUGGCCAAAGACUGAUUUCCUCCCAUCUCCAUUCAUUACCUACUCCAAGUACUUAAUGGAAUAUGCUGAAAAGAAAAACACCAGAGAAGACAGAGGUGAAAGAGGUGGCCGUGGAAGAGGCAGAGGUGGUCCAAGAGGCGGCAGAGGCGGCCCAAGAGGCUUCGGAAGAGGCGGCAGAGGCAGAGGUGGCCCAAGAGGCGAGAACGCUGAAGGUGCCGGAGAUGCUCAACCAUCAGGAGAAACUGCUCAAGAAUGA
Messenger RNA from Stylonychia lemnae, 1038 nucleotides. The record is from the annotation of a GenBank genome assembly. Lineage: Eukaryota; Ciliophora; Spirotrichea; Sporadotrichida; Oxytrichidae.